Trichomonas vaginalis G3 is the source of this 4776-nucleotide messenger RNA. Its product is annotated as guanylate cyclase protein. Gene Ontology annotation, biological process: receptor guanylyl cyclase signaling pathway; intracellular signal transduction; cGMP biosynthetic process. The record is from RefSeq and is a predicted model, not a curated record. Bases 1 to 4776 code for a protein of 1591 amino acids. Gene Ontology annotation, molecular function: peptide receptor activity; guanylate cyclase activity. NCBI's taxonomy places the organism in Eukaryota, Parabasalia, Trichomonadida, Trichomonadidae. The transcript has a single exon.
AUGAAUGGAAACCAAGCAACAAAUAGCGUAGGAAGCGCAAGCACCGAGGCUAAUUCACAGUUGCUGGGGACCAUUCGUACCGAUGGUCUUAUUGACAUGAAUUUCCCAUUGAUAAUGAACGUAUUUCAAACUCAUAUCUCUAUUCUCAUUGGGUAUCCAUUUUUGUUUGCUUAUUUCCUGCAAGUACUUUUCAUGUCAAUAUGGCCCUGGAAUAAGUAUAUGGAAGGAUUUGAAAACUAUCCUGUUCUUAAAUGGAUCUAUCAAAUCCUCUACAUGAGAAGAUUUCCAUCUACUGAAAAUGACUACUUUAUACAAGCAAUAAUCAUAUUUGUACCUAAUAUUAUCAUAUUGUUUAUCAAUUUUUAUCAAUUAUCUUACUAUAAGCUUAACCGUAAGUUUAUAUCAGCAAUGAAUUAUCCACUUAGACUUUACUUCGAAUCAUUAAUGAUUGCCACUAAUAUGCCAGCAAUGGUCGGUGCUUUGGAAACGUUAUUCAAAAUUUUUCACGGAAACUUUAGUUAUAAGAUCAUAAUUUCCUGCAUUUUAUUCUUAUUUACAUACAUAUACGAGUAUUUCGGAUUUAUUAUGAUUCAAAGUCUUGCUUCUCGCACUGCAUUUCUUACUAAAGGACCUUUAACGAAUUUCGAUCCAGCAAUCAUGAUAUAUGUUAUUGUUACGAAUAUAAUAGUCAUGAACCUCUACUUUUUGCUACGUCUUUUCGAAUCUUGGGCUCAAUUAUUAGCAAUUUUACUUCACAUGGGCGUUUAUGCGUAUUUAUCAUAUUACAUGUCUUAUUAUCAACCAUUUAUUGACGUCUUAUUCCAAGCAUUAGGUGAUGGAUGGUUUUUUGGCGUUACAGUUGGUGAUUUACUUUCAUUUAUCUGUUAUUUCAUUAAAAAAGAUAUGCAUUACUAUCCUCUUGUAGGAGCAUUGAUUGUAUUUGGUCUUGCAACAGGAUGCGCAUUGAUUUAUAGCAUAAUAAAGAGAAAGAAAAUAAUUAAACAAUUAGACAAAUCAUUUUCAUCAAAAGAUGAUGCAACUGAUUAUUUUGAUGAACUUGGAUUAGCAGAUAACGAACUCACAGCCCUUUUAUACUUAAGAAUUGCUUUCAUUUCUUAUUCUCCUUGUUUCUAUGAAUGGACAUUAGUAAAUUACCUUAUUGAUACAUACAACGAAGAGCUCACACUGUCAACGUGCCUACAAAUGGUCCACUUUUUCCCAAAGGAAACAAGAUUAUUAAAUAAAAUUUCCAAACUUUUGCUCAAACGUCGAUCGUUGGCCUUCCUCGACAGAUUCCUUAUAUUCCAGAUCGAUGCCGUGAAGACAUUACGUAACUUUACCGUUUCAAAUGCUUCGAAAUUGAAGUUGGUUGAAUUAAGAACAAUGAGUCGUCAAUGCGAGAUGCUUGCAAGAGGCGCUGUUGAUUCUCCUAAGCUCGGAACCGAAUAUUUCGAAAGCUUGGCUGAGAAAACUCAGUCAGCAAACGCAAUUUGGAGAGAAUCAAUACUUAGUUCUCCUAAUAACCCAAAGUUUUGCGAAGAAUUCGCGAAGUAUUUGAUCAAUGCUGAGUGUGAUUUCCCUGGAGGCCUCAAAAUGAAGCAUCGUCAGAAUAUUAUCGAAUUUGGAACAUCGUUCAGCGUUGAUAACUCGUUCAGAAUGAUGAUUGCAGCAUUUCCUAAGUACUUAACAGAGAAAAUUGUUGAUUUCCAAGGAAAAAUCAUCAAAAAUAAUGGAGUUAACCGCAAAGCUAUGUCGAAUAUGCUGAAUGGAACUAAUGGUUCAAAUGGUUCCAACAACAGCAACUCGUCAAGCAGCCUCGAAACCGAUAUUUCAGAUUUUGAUAACCAAGAUUUGGGUUCUGAAGUGGAAGAACACCUUGGCAAGCUAGUUCUAACUCUUCCCAGAGAGAGAUUAGCACUCCACAGAUGCUUAAUGAACAAAAUUCCACUCGAAAUCAAAUAUGCCACAACAACAAUGAUCUGGAAUGUUCUUUUAUGCUGUGCUUUGUUCAUUUUCGGUUGGCAGUAUUCCAGUUUUGCUCUCAAAAAGCAAGUUGAAGGGAUGGAUCAAAUUGAAUCUUUCGCAUUUGCCAGAUUCUACUCAUCAGUAUCGAAUACAGUUCUCGAAAUUGCAGAUUACAUGUCCAAAGAAGCCAAUGCACAGAAGCUUGAAGCAAUUAAAGACCUAUUUCAUAGUGAUGAUGAUCCAAUAUUUAAAUUGUUCAAUGAAAGCCUUCUUUUGCAGAUGCUGAGUUUCUCAACUAAUUCUUCUUCAGAAUUUACUGAAGUUUUCGAUCACAUCGCAAAUGAAGCUCUCAAUGGAGACAAUGUUGAGAAAUACAUUGCACCAAUCAUUGACACAAAGUGGGAAUUCCAUGUCUGCCAUGGAACACAACCACUUCCAACUGCAGAUAAGAUGUCUUUCUCAUCAAUGUUGUCACUUUUAAUAGUUUAUUCAAGAAUUCUUUCAGGAGCAGCAGAACCACCACAUUUGAAUAACUCUCCAGAGAUUUGCAUGACAGUACUUAACUAUAUGUCCAUUUAUAAUGGUUCUCUUCAAGUUUUCGAAUCAAUAACUAAUAAUCAACAAGAUAUUGGCUCGAAAUGGAAGAAGAGAUUCAACGUGCUUCAAAUAGCACUUCCAAUCGUUAUCUUUUUCUUAGUUUUGGCUCCAUUACUUACAAUUCAUGUUAUGUCAUCAAAAUCACUUCAUUUGAUCAUAGAUAUGAUCAAAUCCUUUGACAUUAAAGCAAAAUCACAAGCUAAGGAGCCAAUUAUGCUGAAUUCCUACUCUGAUGACAUAAAAGUCGCAGAUUACCAUUCAACAACAAAGAGAUCAGCUGUUUUACUAUUCAUUUUAUUCGUAAUAUCAGCUUGCAUCUUCAUCUGUGCCUUUUUCGGUUUCAGACUUGUUGUUAAUUCAAAUUCUUCAAUAAAUAAGAUAACGAAUUGGAAUUAUUUGGCAGCAAUUAGAUUGGCAUUAUCAUCAGAAUCAGCAGGACUCACCGUUAUGGUUGCUUCUUUGAUGAAUUACGUUGGACAAUUUAAUUAUUUAGAUCCAACCCUAACCGUUCGGCUUUCAUACUUCGUCCUCUCAAAGCUUGUUCAAGUAGAUAAAGCGUUAGUGGAUGGAACUUCCACAAUUCCUGCUUGCAGUGGUUUUGACCAAUCGUUAGACGAAUUGAAUCUAAUUGACUCCGAAAUCAGCUCGGAUGUCGAUGAUCCAACAAGGACAUAUGUCAAUGCAAGUAUCCACAAAAUGAUCGAUGUUUAUUACAGUUUUGCUUAUAGUAUCAUCCAAAGUAUGAGCAAAUCUCCACCUUCGUAUAAUAUUAAUGAUCUCGUAAACGCCAUUUAUUUGACGAAUUACAGAUUAUUCUCGAAGGAAUUGAAAUUUUCAUCAAGAUUAAUUGAAUUGGCAGAGAAAGAAACCACCAAUUUCACUAUCACCAUAUCAAUUAUCUUCGCUGCUUACUUUGUUCUCCUUUUAAUUCUGAUCCUUUUCUCAUAUGUUUACGAAUUGUACAGAAAAUACUCUUACCAAGCCGCAUUAAUGGUUCUAAAGCGAUUUUCACCAUACGAACUCCUCAAUAACAAGCUCUUUAACCAAGUUUUCCUCAAAGGAAAGAGCGAUAACAAAAAUGAGAAACUUUCCGUUGAAGGAAACAUCAUAAAGAACUCUAACUCUCCUAUUUUCUGCACAAGCCUUGCAGGAAUGAUCGAAAUUGUCAACAACGGAACAACAGAAUUACUCAGAUACACUCCAGAACAAAUGUUAGGCCAAUCCAUAUCUGUUUUCUUCAAAGAAAGGGAAGUAAUGGUCCAAAAACUGGAAAUAAUGAAGAACGGCCAAAGCUCUAACUACGUUGAAGAAGAUUUAACCACUUUUACUGAUUCAGGAAACGAAAAACCAGUCCAUGUGACAAUUAUUGGCAUGAAGAAGGAUAAUGACAAUGAUAUUAACUCAUUCGUCAUCACCAUGAGAGACCAAACAGAAUUGAUAAGCCAAAAGAAGCAAGCAGAAGAAGCAAAAGCAAAAUCCGAAAAAUUAUUAUAUCAAAUUUUGCCAAGAGAUGUUGUUGUUCAAUUGAACAAGGGUGAGAAAGAUAUAUCAUUCGUUGUUCCAAGCGCAACAAUCAUUUUCAUUGAUAUAAACAAGUUUUCGGAAUAUUCUGCAAAUCUGACACCACAAGAUAUCAUGGCAAACCUGAAUCACUACUUCGCAUGCAUUGAUAAGAUCGCUGCCAAAUACAAUAUGCUCCAAAAGAUCAAAUUAAUUGGAGAUAUUUAUAUGGCUGCGGCUGGUUUGUUCAAUACCGAUUCUCCUGCAGAGCAACAUGCUGAACAAACAAUUUUAUUCGGUUUGGAUGUUGUUGCAACAAUGGAUGAGAUAAAUCUCAAACUUGAUGCAAAUCUCCAGAUCAGAGUUGGUAUAAAUAGCGGCGGACCAGUCAUCGCAGGUGUAUUAGGAACAGAUAAACCCGUUUUCGAUAUCAUUGGUGAUCCAAUUAACGUUGCUGCAAGAUUACAAUCAACAUGCGAAGUAAACAGAGUCCAUAUAUCUCAAGCAACAUUUGAUUUGGUCAAAGGAUCUAAUUUCGACGUUGUACAAAGAGGAGAAACUUUCUUGAAAGGAAAAGGAAAACAAAUUACAUAUUAUAUCAAUUCUCCAUCGAGAGCAUUCAAUACACUUGGAAGUCAGCAGUUUAUUAUCAACCAGCCUCAGAAUAAUAAUCCAGCUCCAAGUUCAAACUUAGUUCCAAAAGAUUCUAAGUAA